This is a messenger RNA of Epinephelus fuscoguttatus (brown-marbled grouper), 2918 nucleotides long. It is a transcript of the gene znf451, whose product is annotated as zinc finger protein 451. Lineage: Eukaryota; Metazoa; Chordata; Actinopteri; Perciformes; Serranidae. Gene Ontology annotation, cellular component: nucleus. The transcript is spliced from 14 exons. Gene Ontology annotation, molecular function: DNA-binding transcription factor activity, RNA polymerase II-specific; sequence-specific DNA binding. Gene Ontology annotation, biological process: regulation of transcription by RNA polymerase II. The record is from RefSeq and is a predicted model, not a curated record. Bases 118 to 2748 code for a protein of 876 amino acids.
CGCUUCACUCCCAUGUGACGUUGCAGACCAGACAAGCUGCGUUUGCUUUGAUUUGCGAUGUUGUAGCUAGCUACCACUCCGUCAAACUGAGGAGCCAACACAGUAAGCAGUAGAUAAAUGUCUUCUCCAGCUCAAGCGGACGAUGAUGAGGUGGAAGAAGUGGAGUUUGUAUCAGAGGGCCCACUCCGACCAGUAGUGGACUGUAUUGAUCUGCUGAGUGAUAGUGAGGAUGAGGGCUGUUCAUCACUGGCAGGCACAAUUGAGGAUAAAAUCAGCCGUCAUAAAGCGCAUGUCACAUCUACACUGGACAGACUUGCACACCAGGUGGCCCUCGAGAAAAAGGAGAGAUCAGAUAAAUGCAGAGCGUUCAAGGAGAAGCAAAUACUACAAAGAGCUCAUGGACAACAGGAGCUUGCUUUCAGUUCUACAAAUGGAAUUAACCAGGAAGCAAAACACUGUGUAGACAUGUGGUUAAAGAUGCCAGGUCCUAAACCUGGAGUGAUCAAUGCUGGUUUUGGAAGAAGACACAGACCUGCUUCUUUCCCUCCAAAUAUUUCAACUAGACACACCUGUCCAGUGAUCAACUGUGGUCGAGUUUAUGACAAUGCGUCCCUCCUCGAUGGCCAUUUAAAAAGGUUUGAUCACUCCCCUUGUGACCCCACCAUCAACCUUAAAGGAUGCCCAUCUGAGCUCUUUGCCUGUGUUGCCUGUGGUCAGCAUUUUCAGACUGAAGAAGCGUGGAGGAAACAUGUGAAAUCUAAGGUGUCCUCAUCUACUGCCGAUGGUCACAGCAUCAAUCAGAACUAUCAGCGGAUUGUGUGUUUUGCCUGUCCUGCCUGCUACUUCCUCUUCAACCUCAGAGAUGAGUGUCUUCAGCACAUGUCGGCCAAAAACCACUUCACAGAGUCACUCGCCAUGACUGAACCCAGAGGAAGAGCGCUGCCAGUUCCCAUCUCACAAUACGUUAAGAAUCGUCUCAUCACUUUGUGCAAGGAUGCAACGUUCAGUGUCCGGUGCUCUUUAUGCCACAAAGUGCUGGUGUCACAUCAGGCAGCUCAAGCUCACUUUAAUGUGCACUGCAGACAGGGCUGUGCGGUGGCAAAGGCAGAUAAAACUGUAGUGCAGGUGAUGAAACAGCUGCAGGUGCGAGGGCAGUGCUCCCUCUGCUGCGAAAUCUUCUUCAGCCAAGCUGAAAUUGAGAAACACAAAGAAUCGACCCAGCAUGAUGUGGAGGUCAACCAAACAAUGGAGAAAGCCCUGCUUCAAUACUGCAGGUUUAGUGAAAUUCAACACACCCAGAGGGAUAGAGAGGCGCGGAGGAAAAGACAAUCCGCUGGCCUUGAAGCUCCUUUUCAAAAAAGACACAAGAAGGGGAGUGAUGGUGAGGAAUUUCCAGCCAAACAGAGGAGACAGAGUGUGAAUGGUAGCCUCAGCAGAAAUUCGGUAACGGCAUGGUUCUGCGAGUGUGGCAUACAGUUCUCAGAGGAGACUGCAGCUAGUAAGCAUCUCUUGGCUGCGAACCAAAUUUUCCAUCAGUGUGGCGUGUGCGGCAAACACAUGGGAGAGUCCUCAAUUACCCGCCUGCAUAUGAGUCGCUUCCACGGGGGAGCUCAUCUCUCCAACUUCCUCUUCUACUGCCGCAAGUGCAAAGUGGAAAUGCCUCGGUAUGAAGAUAUCCUGUCACACGUAUCAGACACUCACAGCGGCCACACCUUCUUCGCCGAGCAGGAAGUGCCAGAGGAGCUCACCACAGUCAUUGAUGCCAAGCCGUCCACCAGCACAGAAGUCACCCUGCAUUCAUCCUCCAAGUCCAGAGUCCAGCAGAACACAGUAGAGACGUCCUCUGUAAAAGCAGAGCAGACUUGGAUGUGUCGUAUGUGUGAGGACAUCUUUGACUCCGAACAGGCCGUCCGCAAACACUGCAGUGAUGUGAGCAGUCACAGCUUUCAGAGAUUCAUCUGUGGACACUGCCCGCAGAAGUUCUUUAAAGAGUCCACUGUACGCAGACACUGUAUGAACGAGCAUGACGGGCAGAUACAGAGCUCCCACUUCUGCGGCCUCUGCGACAGCAUGCAGUUUGAAACCGAGGGCGAGUUCUUGGAGCACUAUAAGAGUCUUCACAGUAAGGACUACUACUGUAUGGAUGAUGCUGAAGUCGUUCAGCCUGCUGUCACUGAAAGCACCAGCGAGCCUACAUGCCCAUGCAUGGGUCCAGAAAAGAGCAACAAGGAAAUGAAAGCUACGUAUACACAAUGCAUGAGGAAUCUGUCCGCUGAGGGAAAAUGUCAGUAUGUGUGCGCUCCUUGUGACGUAUCUGUGCCCUCCUACGCACAGAUGAAGACUCACAUCCACACAAAGCAUGCAGCCUUGAACCUGGACAAGACCUUUAAUGUAGAAUGUAAAGCUUGCCAGGAGAGUUUUAUGGGUGUACCAAGUUUCCAUAAACACUAUCACUCCCUGCACUGUACAUUGGAGCCUUGCAUGAGCUCCAGGACCUGCAGGAAAGACAUGAUAGCAGAACCCACCAAUGUAAAAGUGCUCAAUGCUGUGGAGAUCAGAGCAGACACCACUGAGAUCAAAGAUGAAACACUGGUGACGUUAUUGGAGAUGGAUCAGGCCAACAAAGAGAGUGAAGCAUGUGAAAAUGAAUCAGAUGAUGAGAUGAACCAUGAACCAUCUUUGAGUGCAGAGGAAAGAGAGUCAGCAGUCUUUGCAGUGACAACAUGUUUACAUGAAUGUGGAACUUAAUGAGGAUAUACAUUUAACAACUCAAUAUAGUUGGAAGAAGCUCUUAAAAGAAGUCUUGUGGAGUUCUAAGGACGUGAUCUGAUUCGGUUUUUGUGAUGCAAUGUCAACUGAGAUGUUUUGUACCAGGUAUUUGUGUUCAGAAUAUAUUGAAUAAACAGUUGCUAUUCUAA